Chelmon rostratus (copperband butterflyfish) is the source of this 948-nucleotide messenger RNA. RefSeq names its product UPF0676 protein C1494.01-like. Gene Ontology annotation, molecular function: dioxygenase activity. The record is from RefSeq and is a predicted model, not a curated record. The transcript is spliced from 7 exons. NCBI's taxonomy places the organism in Eukaryota, Metazoa, Chordata, Actinopteri, Chaetodontiformes, Chaetodontidae.
AUGAGCAUCCCAGUGGUGGACUUCGGCGCCUACAGCCUCAGUGAGAAAGAUGUCACUGACGAACAGAUGCGCAAGUUGAGCAAAGAGUUGAAAACAGCUUUUACAGAAGUGGGUUUUGUUUUUCUGCUGAACACUGGGAUCACUCCGGAGGAGGUGGAUCGUGUUAUGGACAUAUCCAAGAAAUUCUUCCUGCAGCCAGAUGAGCUGAAGCGACCGUUCAGCAGGACAACCUUUGCCAACAAUCCGAAUCACGGCUGGCUGUCAAUGGAGGCUGAGAGGUUGAAUCCACGCCGGCCUGGAGACCUGAAGGAGUCCUUCAACACUGCUUCACUUCACCCCGCCAUAAAAUGGCCCUCAGGUGCUUUAUCAGACUUUCAGGACAUCCAGACGUCUUUCUUCCGGCGCUGUACAGAGCUGAGUCUGCGGCUGCUGAGGGUGAUAGCCCACAGUCUGGAUCUGGACCCCGAGGUGUUUCUGAGUGCACACCGUUUAAUAGGAACUGAUGAGAAUGCCACGACGCUGCGGUCUCUGUACUACCCACCAAUAAACAGUGAGAAAGUGAAGGAGGGCCAGGUGCGAUGUGGAGAGCAUUCGGACUACGGCACCAUCACCCUGUUGUUUCAGAGCUCUGAAGGUCUUCAGGUGCGUGCACGCUCAGGUGAAUUCAUCUGCGCUCCCAUCGUCCCCGGGGCAGUCCUCAUCAAUAUUGCUGACCUGUUGCAGCGUUGGACCAGCGAUCAGUUUAUCUCUGUGCUCCACAGAGUCCUGCUGCCCCCUGCUGGAGACUCCCACACACGUCAGUCUCUGGCUUUCUUCGUGCAGCCAGAUGAUGAAGCUCUGAUCACCUGCUGUGAUGGCUCCAACAAAUACCCUCCAGUUACAGCAGGCGCAUAUAUCAUCGAACGCUUCAGUCACACGUACUGACAGAGCUGUUGUGCCAUCAGUUGA